This is a messenger RNA of Peromyscus eremicus (cactus mouse), 4230 nucleotides long. It is a transcript of the gene Donson, whose product is annotated as DNA replication fork stabilization factor DONSON. Gene Ontology annotation, biological process: nuclear DNA replication. The coding region runs from base 335 to 1750 and encodes 471 amino acids. Gene Ontology annotation, cellular component: nucleus. The record is from RefSeq and is a predicted model, not a curated record. Lineage: Eukaryota; Metazoa; Chordata; Mammalia; Rodentia; Cricetidae. The transcript is spliced from 12 exons.
GGCUCAGCGGUGGGAAUGGGCGCGAACAGCCGCCGCAGCCCGGUGUCCUGAGGUGGGGGCGGGGGCCUCGAAGCCACACGGGAAGGUGGCUGGAAAAGUCCUCGGAACACCCCAUCCUGCAAGGCGGCUCGCGUGGGCCGGCACUAGAAUCUGCCUUCUCACCAUCCUUCCGUUCAGUCGGGCACUGGAAAUGACUGUGGACGUGGAGGACUGUUGAGGAUGCAGGGGUCAGAAUUGACAAGUGUUGAUCAUCAGUUAUUAAACGUGUCGGUCUGGCCUUUCCUCCCCUUUUGAUUAGUCCAGCACACUGAAGUGAAACAAACGUUGGUAGUCUAUGGAUUUGAGCCCCCACUCUCCUGAGAGACCGGUGUGCCAGCUUUUAGAUUCUAAUGGAGAAAAUAAUUUGCUGUGGAAGGAAGCGUCUCAUGAAAGAACUGUCACCGAACUGUCCCAGAGUCAGCAUGUAUCAUUCUCUGAAUCAGAUACGACUUCUUCAGAAGGUACUGAGUUACCUGCGGACUGGAGUAUUAAAACCCGACUCCUUUUCACCUCUUCUCAACCCUUUUCCUGGGCAGAUCAUUUGAAAGCACAGGAAGAAGCCCAAGGUCUUAUCCAGCAUUGUAGGGCAGCAGAAGUUACUUUACCCCAGAGUAUACAGGGUCCCAGACUCUGCACUGAGUUGCGUUGUGCCUUCCAGCAGACUCUUGUCUACUGGCUCCACCCUGCCUUUUCGUGGCUGCCGCUGUUCCCUCGCAUUGGAGCUGAUAGGAAAAUGGCGGGAAAGUCAAGCCCAUGGUCACACGAUGAGACUCUGCAGCAUACUUUAAUGAGUGACUGGUCUGUGAGUUUUACUUCCUUGUAUAAUCUGUUGAAGACAAAGCUUUGCCCCUUUUUCUACGUUUGUACCUAUCAGUUUACUGUCCUGUUCCGGGCAGCAGGAUUAGCAGGAAGUGACGUGGUCACAGCACUCAUAUCUCCUACAACUAGAGGUUUAAGAGAAGCUAUGAAAAAUGAAGGUAUUGAAUUUUCUCUGCCUUUGCUAGAAGAAAGUGGCUGUAAGAAGAAAGUACGAGAAGCAAACCUGGAGUACGAGGAGGAGCAAGCGGCCAGCGAUGAAGAUGAAGAGGAGAGCUUGUCUUGGCUGGAAGAGAUAGGUGUGCAAGAUCAAAUUAAAAAGCCAGACACGAUCUCUAUCAAGCUACUGAGAGAAAAACAUGAAGUACAAGUGGAUCACAGGCCUGAGUCUGUCGUGCUGGUGAAAGGACUCAACACUUUCACAUUGCUCAAUUUUUUGAUCAACUGCAAGAGCUUAGUUGCCACCUCGGGUGCACAGGCAGGCCUCCCUCCAACCCUUUUAUCCCCAGUAGCCUUUCGAGGUGCCUCAAUGCAAAUGCUGAAGGCACGAAGCAUUAAUGUCAAGACACACGCUCUUUCUGGAUACAGAGAUCAGUUUAGUUUAGAGAUCACAGGUCCCAUCAUGCCUCAUGCUCUGCAUUCUGUGACCAUGCUACUCCGAUCUUCACAAAGAGGGUCCUUCUCUGCUGGGAUGUAUGCACAUGAGCCUACUGCUGUAUUCAAUGUCUGCCUGCCACUGGAUACAGACCUGCAUAGAAAAGUUGAUCAUAAGGACCUUGCUAAUUGUGGGCUGCACCCCAAAACCCUGGAGCAGCUCAGUCAAAUACCAUUGCUGGGGAAGUCAUCCUUACGGAAUGUGGAAAUGAGUGACUACAUCUUUAAUUGGAGAUCCUGAACACCAAAGCUUGGGCACCAGUAUUAGCCAGCUGUUCCUGUGUCAGGACUUGCACUCCCGUACUUCCUGUGAACUGCCCAGGGAUAGAGUUCAACUGAGCCCAGGCAUCAAUCUGAAGAAAAAGAAGCCAUCUUCAUUAAGUAAAAUUACUGAUCUGAUGAAAAGUGCCACACUGGUGGUUUAAUUCACUGAGGAGAAACGGUUUGGUUCCUAAAAUAGCCAAAUAAUGAUAUAUUUAAAGUUCAAUGUUUUCCCAAGUCUUCCAGUUUUACAGCAUUCAGUGAAAUCUACUAAUGCAGAAGAAGGUAUGAAGUUCAUGUCUCUGUCUAAAACUAUCACUGUAAUACUCAUUCUUUAAAAUAUCAGAUAUUAUGAAAAAUGUAUGGCCAAAGAUCUUUGCCUUUGACAUUUGACCUCUCAUACAAAUGCCUUUAAAAAUGUCAUGACAGAUCUUUGACUGAUUCCUGUUAAAUAAUAAUCUGUAUAUUAUAUCCAAGGGAUAAUGUAGAAAAUGGUCAAAAACAGAAAAAGUAGACCAUAUCACUCAUCAACACCUACUGUGCUAUAGACAGAAUCAGGUGUCUUUCAUAUUGCAUUUAAUGCAAUGUUGCUUCUUACCUAAACUGUUCCUACAUAGAUUUAGCAUAAAAUGAAAAGCUGUUUCCUUCCUGUUCAAAGCAGACUCUGGAUUCAUUAUUAUUUGGGUAUGAACCCCAAUUCCACUUACUAGUUGUGGGCGUCAGCUGACUACUGUUGUAGCUCAGUUUGCUUAGCUGAAACAUGGAGAAUAAUAGUAGUACUACAUGGAGUUGUUCUAGGCACUUAUAUGCACAUCAGACUAUAAACUCUGAGAGCAGGACAUAUUUUCUGUUUUGUUCUCAAUAAAUAGUUCUUGCCAUAGUAUACAAUAAACAUUUUCUUCAUUAUUAGGUUUAAGUCAUUUUUAUUUAAAGUAAGUCAGUUACUAAGACAGAACAAAGUAAAACAAGUAUCAAGUAUGAAACAGCAUGUAUAGUCUUUGAGUCCAGUCCCAACUAACACAACCGAAAAUGAUAAUGGUUCCUUACAACCAGUGUUGUAAUGAAUCAGCCAUUUAGAUAUAGUGAAAUUCUUAUUUAAAAUUAAAAAAGCCACAUACCCGUUCUUGAGCUCGAUUUAACAUACUCAUGGCUUCAAGGUCAAAUGCAUUCUCACUGAGUCUCUUCUGAGCAAGUGCCCGUUCACUCAUUGCUGUUGAGAUGUCCACAGGCUAAGAAAGAAAACAUAGAUAAUUAUCCCAAAUUACCAGAGUCCCCUAAUUCUCUCGGGUGCUUCUAUAUCUUUAGAUGCUACAUGUAAAAAAAUAAACCACAGUCUAUGUAUUAAGAAUCUUGGAAAAUGAGAAGAUUCGAAAGGCAAAGAGGGCACUCCUGGAAAAUAGAAGACAAUUAAGAUUCACACAAGUAUCGUGAAAAUUCUGUAGUCACUCUUUACUGAGGAUGCUGCUGGCUGGUUUCUGGGAAGGAAGACGAUGCUAUGGCAGAGGGGAACACCAUCUGAUGAGUUGUUUUCCAUAACAUGGAUUUACGCAGUUUCGUCCGUGUCAUGUCAGCACACUCACGUGCAAGACAGUUGUGGGAUUAGGGAUGACAACAAGGAUAUUUAGCCCUUGUGAAGAUAAAUUCUGUCAUCUUUGCUGAAAUGUUUUAUGGUCAAGACUGAAGAUCAAUAAACUUCAGUUAUAUUUAUUAAAAUUAAAACAAAAAAGGAUUUUAAAAAUACCUCACAUUUACAAAAAAAAAAUUUGCAUUACUCUUAAAAAUAAAAAAAAAAACUCAUUUGAAGCCCCACUGAAACCAGAAGGGUCAGUGCUCCUCUGAUAGGACAUCAACUCUACAAAUAUAGUACACUUAGAUGGUAAUAAGUAACAAGCUGAGUAGUAGUAGUAUCAAUUGUCAGCCUUUCUUAGGCGUCUUUAACACUGCUUCAGAAAUACAUAUAUGAAAGCAAAACAAUCGUGUCCUUUCCUAAAGUUUGGAAUUCUUUUCAUUAGUCUAUACUCUGCAACUAGAUCUUUAGAUAAGGAGCUCAGGUCUCACUCUGCAUUUAUCUUCCCAGGAAACAUUACGCUUUAUUCAUCUGACCCACUGGUAGGGCGUUCCCUUUGGUUCAGUGUUUCCGUCUUCUCUCAACACUGCCCGCUUAAUUAGAAUCUAACCUCUGGCGGGAGAAGAGGCUACAGCAUCACUUCCAAUGUUGAGACUGAAAAUGGCAGUCAUAAAUUUUAAGUAAACUUUCUUGUUCAAAAAAUAUAAUCAACAUGCACUAAGCAUUUUCCCCAUGAUUCAGCAGAAGCUAAAAAUUAUAAUCAUUUUCUCAAGAAAAUGUCAGAAUUCUAUAUUUCUAAGUCUUUGCUACAUGGGAGAUUCUCUCUGGCUAUAGUCUUCCCAACUGUUCCCAACUGUUUAAAUGAUAAUCUGUAAUAAACUACUGAAAGCAUA